Molecule: messenger RNA, 456 nt
Organism: Histoplasma mississippiense
Lineage: Eukaryota; Fungi; Ascomycota; Eurotiomycetes; Onygenales; Ajellomycetaceae
Exons: 4
Coding region: 1-456 (151 amino acids)
Biological process (GO): nucleoside triphosphate catabolic process
Cellular component (GO): cytoplasm
Molecular function (GO): nucleoside triphosphate diphosphatase activity
Source: RefSeq, a predicted model, not a curated record
AUGAAAACAAUCAACUUCAUCACAGGCAACAAAAACAAACUAGCCGAAGUCCAAGCUAUUCUAGGGGAUACCAUAGAAGUGCAGAAUCGGGCUAUCGAUGUGCCUGAGAUACAGGGUUCGAUUGAGGAGAUUGCAAAAGAGAAAUGCCGUAAAGCAGCGGAGACGGUACAAGGGCCAGCGUUGACGGAGGAUACAGCUCUGGAAUUCAAUGCAUUAAAAGGGCUGCCGGGGCCAUAUAUCAAGUGGUUUCUCGAAGCCCUAGGUCACGACGGGCUUAAUAAGUUGUUGGAUCCAUAUGAAGACAAAUCCAUCGUAGCAGUGUGCACGUUUGCGUUUUCCAGUGGACCAGGGUCGAAUGGUCCCAGCCAGGGGCCUGGCGACAUUCGGUAUAACCCCGCUUACCCAAUAGGGCCGUCACAUCCCCUUCCCUUUUUAAACCAGCGAACAAAGGAUUGA